AGCCGUGAAUUGCCGCGCACGAGCGAUCACCGAUUCCUCUUUCUGCUCUUCGACUUGCGCCAUUUUCUCAGCCAUUUCUUCCAAGCUAGGCUCCUUAUUUUAUGGGAAAUUAUAGCUUUCUAUUUCUAUUUCCAUUUCACCAUCCAUGUCUACGCUAUGAUAUGUAAUUCCCUUCCUUUUUCUUUUUACCGAUUUAAGUCAUGAUAUGGAGAAUCGAAUUUUUUCUAUAUUUUUUUAGGAGGGAAAGCCAAGCCUUUGAAGCAACCCAAGGUUAAGAAGAAAGGUUACGACGAGGUGGAAUUUUCCAUGUAACGAGCGAAUCGACGAGUCAAAUGCCUCUCUUUUUUUGUUUUGGCUUAGUUUGACUUGUAGAAUGCCUCCCCACCUUGUAUUGUGCCAAAAGAGAACUUUUUCAUGUUCGUUUCUUUCCUCCGUCAAAUAUGUAUUCUUUGUUUCAUAUCCUCCGUUUGGAUCGUCCCAUUUCUAUUUAUGUUCAUCUCGGAACCAGAGCACUAAAACUCACUCAGUCCGACCAGCUCUUGGGUCCACUUUGAAGCAGUCGCCGAUGUCUUACUAUGCUUCUCUCCUACAAUCUUGUGUAGUUCGAAAGGCGAUAGAGCCUGGAAAGCAGCUUCACGCUCGUAUAUGUCAAGUGGGUAUUAGUUUCAACCCUCUUUUGGCUACUAAAUUAGUCAAUCUUUACUGCAUUUGCAACUCUUUGACAAAUGCUCAUCUCUUGUUUGAUAGAAUUUCCAAACGAAAUCUGUUCCUUUGGAAUGUUAUGAUUCGAGGUUAUGCUUGGAAUGGACCAUAUGAGCUUGCAAUUUCACUUUACUACCAAAUGCGAGAUUAUGGGCUUGUGCCUGAUAAAUUCACCUUCCCCUUUGUGCUUAAAGCUUGCUCGGCUCUUUCUGCAAUGGAAGAGGGAAAGAAGAUACAUAAAGAUGUUAUACGCUCUGGGUUGGAAAGUGAUGUGUUUGUUGGUGCGGCCUUGAUUGAUAUGUAUGCUAAAUGCGGUUGUGUAGAGAGUGCUCGACAGGUGUUUGAUAAAAUUGAUGAGAGAGAUGUUGUGUGUUGGAACUCCAUGCUUGCAACUUAUUCUCAAAAUGGGCAACCUGAUGAGUCACUUGCUUUAUGUAGGGUGAUGGCUUUUAAUGGAUUGAAGCCCACUGAGGGGACAUUUGUCAUCUCCAUCGCAGCUUCGGCUGACAAUGGCCUUUUACCUCAAGGGAAGGAGCUUCAUGGUUAUAGUUGGCGACAUGGAUUUGAGUCAAAUGACAAGGUGAAAACUGCAUUGAUGGAUAUGUAUGCCAAGAGUGGCUCAGUAAAUGUGGCUAGGAGUUUGUUUGAGUUAUUGGAGGAGAAGAGGGUAGUUUCGUGGAACGCCAUGAUAACUGGGUAUGCAAUGCAUGGUCACGCUAAUGAAGCUUUGGACUUGUUUAAGGAGAUGAAAGGAAAAGUUUUACCUGAUCAUAUAACUUUUGUUGGAGUUCUCGCUGCCUGCAGCCAUGGAGGGUUGCUUAAUGAAGGGAAGAUGCAUUUCAGAUCAAUGAUAAGUGAUUUUAAUAUAUGGCCUACUGUUCAACACUACACUUGUAUGAUUGAUCUACUUGGUCAUUGUGGUCGCUUGGAAGAAGCUUACAAACUCAUUAUGGAAAUGAGAGUAGAGCCAGAUGCUGGUGUCUGGGGUGCGUUGCUUCAUUCGUGCAAAAUCCAUGGCAAUGUGGAGAUGGGUGAGCUAGCAUUAGAGAAGUUGGUUGAGCUUGAACCUGAUGAUGGUGGGAACUAUGUGAUUCUAUCGAAUAUGUAUGCUCAAGCUGGUAAAUGGGAUGGAGUUGCAAGACUAAGGGAUCUCAUGAUGAAUAAGGGGUUGAAGAAAAGUAUUGCUUGUAGUUGGAUAGAAGUGGGAAACAAAGUUCAUGCCUUCUUGUCGGAAGAUACUUCUCACCCCAAGUCUGAAGCAAUCUAUGCCGAGUUAAAACGGACAGGGAAGUUGAUGAAAGAAGCUGGCUAUGCACCGCAAGUUGGGUCAGUUUUCCACGAUGUUGAAGAUGAUGAAAAGGUUGAUAUGGUGUCCUGUCAUAGUGAAAGAUUAGCCAUUGCUUUUGGACUCAUCAGCACAUCUGCGGGAACUAAGCUCUUAAUUAUUAAGAAUCUUCGAAUUUGUGAGGAUUGUCAUGUUGCAAUAAAAUUCAUAUCAAAGAUCACUGAGAGGGAAAUUACUAUUAGGGAUGUUAAUCGUUAUCAUCACUUCAAAGAUGGAGUUUGCUCUUGUGGUGAUUUCUGGUGAAUGGUUGGAAUUUUUUUUUAAUACUCCAACUUGGGAGAUGAACGUGAGAAGUAGACGUAAUCUUAUUAUACUGUGGAUGAGAAUUGAAGAAUUCUGGGUAAAACAUUUAAAGGUAAAAUCAUGAUGGAAGCAAGGAUUUGCUUGCUACCAAUAACCUCGAAUCCUUGGAAGCAUGAAACUGUGAAGUAAAAGCAAUAACCUUCGCCAAUAAAAAGACCUUACUCCUGAACAAAGGAAGGAUUGAGGCUGGGCAAGCUGCCUUUUUCAUCUUCCAUUUCCAAAUUUAAAAGGAAAAAAAAAAAAAAAAAUCAAGGCACCAGUGCAUUAAAAUGCUCGUAGGUCGUUCGAGUCUUGACUAAUAGUCUUGAAAGGACUUCUUCAGCUUACACUUACUCUUCUACAUCCAAACUGGCAAAUUAAGUCUAAUUGUAAAGGAUUUUAUGCUUCAAAAGUUUCAAAUGUUGAGUCCCACUUUGAGGUUCUUAUCAAAAUUUCUUUAGGAGAAAAGACGUUUAUUUUUAAGUAAUGCACACCUAAUUUGUGGAUUUGACGUAGCUUUUGACAUUUUGCCCAUUCCAUUCACGGUGGGGAUGGGAAGUUCAAAUAAAAUUAUUAAUGGAUGCCCUCACGUGAAAGCCUACUCUAUUCGUUAGUCAUUUUAGUUAAUGGUUGCUUUGAUGCAACUAUCUGCACCUUAAUUCGUCGUGGAGAAUUCUCUUUUGUAGUCAGCUAAGUUGCUUGGCAAGAUAGUGGUUGAAAGGCCCGUAUUAUGCUCAGAACUACGGUUUGAAAUUUACCGGAUUUUCUCGACAGGUGAAUCUGGCCAAUAUUCAAAAGAGGGAAGAGGAAAAGGUGAGAACUUAAACUUUAAAGCUUAACUUGUCUCAUAGCUUUUCUUCUGGUCCAUCAGUUGGGUCGGAUCGAAGAUUGCUAUGAACCAUAGUAUUGAGUUUGAUGUUAUGCAGGCGUUCAGGGAGCUUAGAGCAAAGGCCCAACUGAAGAGAACCUUUGGAAAAGUGGGUAGAAAUGAGAGUUCCCUACACAAUAUACGUAGAUUACUUGUGCUGAAAUGAAACUGCAAUCAUCUGAAGUCUUUCUGAUCAAUUGAUUGCGUGACAUGUUAUUCUGCUGCAUCAAUCUGAAUAACGUAAACUCGACCGUGUUCCUACUUUCAUGUUGUGUUCUUUGUUAAGAUCUGGAUGAUCAUGUGCUCUUCUCCUUGUUUCUUAAGCAAAAAGAAAAAACCAAAUAGACAGAAGAAAUCAAUAACCUGAACUUCAAUGAUCAUAUGGAACAAUCUUCUUGGAAAGUAAUGCAACACGUUAUGGGUAUCUAAGUAGGGCCAAUGGAAAUUAUUACAUUUUAUAUGGUUGUUCUAUGAUAACACACCACUGAUUACUGUAUCACUGUAUUAUGGUUUGAUGAACUUGAUGAAAAUGAAGAAUUCAUCACAAAGGAAUCAAUCAUCCCGACUUCAGGUAGUUUGACUUACCAACUUUAUAAAUUGAUAUCAAACAACUCAACUCUUGGAUGAUAGACACUAUUAAUGAAGAAUUACACAUUUAUCUUUA
Cucumis sativus (cucumber) is the source of this 3861-nucleotide messenger RNA. Its product is annotated as pentatricopeptide repeat-containing protein At4g21065. Gene Ontology annotation, biological process: RNA modification. Bases 374 to 2290 code for a protein of 638 amino acids. The transcript has 2 exons. NCBI's taxonomy places the organism in Eukaryota, Viridiplantae, Streptophyta, Magnoliopsida, Cucurbitales, Cucurbitaceae. The record is from RefSeq and is a predicted model, not a curated record. Gene Ontology annotation, molecular function: protein binding; zinc ion binding; RNA binding.